Aureobasidium namibiae CBS 147.97 is the source of this 1095-nucleotide messenger RNA. RefSeq lists its product as uncharacterized. The record is from RefSeq and is a predicted model, not a curated record. Gene Ontology annotation, biological process: lipid biosynthetic process. Gene Ontology annotation, molecular function: oxidoreductase activity; iron ion binding. The annotation marks the transcript as partial. The transcript has a single exon. Lineage: Eukaryota; Fungi; Ascomycota; Dothideomycetes; Dothideales; Saccotheciaceae.
UCAGCCAUGUCCAAUGCGACCAUGCUGCCCCUCCCUCCUCUUCCCACAUACACCUUGACCCCUCUACAGCCCCUACUCUCCUGGAUCCCCGACCUCUACCUCGCCCUGGUCCUUCCCGUAGCCGCUUACUGGAUCGUUUCCUUCAUCUUCCACUUCAUUGACGAGUACGACCUAUUUCCCCAAUACCGCCUACACACCCCUGCCGAGGUCCUCAAGCGUAAUCACGUCUCACGAUGGGAUGUUUUCCGCGACGUCAUCAUUCAACAGAUUGUCCAGACAGCUGUUGGUCUUGCCAUAACCAUCAUCGAGCCGGAGGCUACAGUCGGCCAGGAUGAUUACAACGUCGCUGUGUGGGCCCAGAGAAUCCGUAUUGCUCAGCGAGCAAUUCCCGCUGUGCUUGCCUUUACUGGUCUUGACGCCGGCACCAUCGCAUCCAAGCAGGCCCUUGCCCACCCAAUCCUCUCUGCCGCCUUGCAAGGCGGUAGCUACAAUCUCUACCAGCAAGCCGCCUCAGGCGACCUCGUCCCUGCAUUCGCCUCAUGGGAGCUCGCACUUGCAAGGGCCAUCUACUGGAUCGGUAUUCCCGCUUUGCAGUUCACCUUUGCCGUCCUUGUCGUCGACACAUGGCAGUACUUCUGGCACAGAGCCAUGCACAUGAACAAAUGGCUCUACACAACCUUCCACUCCCGUCACCACCGUCUUUACGUCCCUUACGCCUAUGGCGCUCUAUACAACCACCCCUUCGAGGGCUUCCUCCUGGACACGCUGGGUACCGGUAUCGCCUACAUGCUCGCUGGUAUGACUUGCAGACAAUCCAUGUGGUUCUUUACUUGCAGCACUAUCAAGACCGUCGACGACCAUUGCGGCUACGCUCUUCCAUGGGAUCCUCUCCAGCACAUUACUAGCAACAACGCCGGCUACCACGACAUUCACCACCAAAGCUGGGGCAUCAAGACCAACUUCAGCCAGCCGUUCUUCACCUUCUGGGACGGUCUUCUCGGCACCAAAUGGGUCGGCGGCGAUGUCUCUGCUCGCUACGAAAGGUCCAGAAUCGCCGCCCAGAAGAAACUCGAUCAAGACAAUGUUUCUCACUCC